AUGAUCGGGAACCUCCUCCUGUCCUGUGCCUUGCUGCUGGUCAGCGCUGGGACCCUGACUGGCCACCCUGUCUCAGACUCAGCCGAGAUGCCUUACGCCGGGCCUGUAUUGAUGGAGGAGGACGGCAUGACUACCCCAGAGGAGAUGUCUCUGUCUGACUCCAGAGGCUCUGCGCUUGACCUCUCCCCACUGUUCAACACCAACGGUCUCACAGCAGCUGGACUAGUCCCUAGAGAGGCCCUGAGACAGGUACUCCUGGCAAAACAGCGGCACUAUCGUCCCUACAGUGGGUGGAGAGGAUAUAGAAAGAGGAGUUCUGAUUGCUUCUGGAAGUACUGUGUUUGAGACUGUGGGGACGUGACCAGGUGCAGCGACAGCUACUGUACACAAUGUUCAGCUGACACAGGGCUUCUUCUUCCGAGAAUAACUGUAUGCAUGCACUCUCUCUUCAUCCCACAACCUGCAGACACACACACACACACACACACACACACACACACACACACACACACACACACACACACACACACCUCAAACACAUAUUAAAUGCCUUGAAUGUACACACGUGCAACCUUAUACACACACACACACACACACAUACACUAAAUGUGGCAUUGUAUAUUGGUAUUUUUAUAUAUCAACCAUUAUUGCAGAAUGUCCACAAACAUUUUAUGUUACAUAUUCUAUGGAGAUCACCAUGGAUGUUAUGAUCAAAACAAUAAAUCCAUAUAUUUAGAAAAAUCACAUAUCAGUCAAUUUCUGUUUCCUUCAAUUAUUUCACUGAUAAACAAUCAGACAAAUGGCUGGAGGAGUGUGGAGGAAAUGUAUUUUUUGUACAUCUAUAAUAUGUCUAUUGUUUUUUCCAGUUUGUUAUUCUACUGUUUACAUUAUUCUACCACAUACAU
Molecule: messenger RNA, 905 nt
Organism: Alosa sapidissima (American shad)
Lineage: Eukaryota; Metazoa; Chordata; Actinopteri; Clupeiformes; Clupeidae
Gene: uts2a
Product: urotensin 2, alpha
Exons: 4
Coding region: 1-345 (114 amino acids)
Biological process (GO): regulation of blood pressure; blood vessel diameter maintenance
Cellular component (GO): extracellular region
Molecular function (GO): hormone activity
Source: RefSeq, a predicted model, not a curated record